GCAAAACGGAACUCUGGGAAGUGUAGUCUUCCGGCGGCCGCCGCCUCCGUUUCCUCGCUGGGCGGGCGAAGCAAGAUGGCGUUCGUGCGUCCCAAAGCGGCUGGUGUGGUGCUCAGCCAGGUGAAGAGUAUCGUGGUCCGCUUUUGCCCCUUCGAUGCGAACGUGGAAAGCAUCAGAAAUUUCCUUCACUGUUUACACACGAAGAAAGCCUAUGCAUCCAACAACAAUUGUGUCUUGAAAACAGAAGUGAAACACGAUGGAUCAGAGCCAGUAAUAGAUGUUCAUUUCGCUGAUGGUGACCGAUUGAUUAUGAAAAGUGCCAACUUGACUGUUACAGACAUGUUGAAGGCGUUCAACUCUCGCUGUGCAGCCAAGGAACUGAAGGCACAAGAGAAAGCUCAGAAAAAGAGUUCCUGAAAGCCAUCAAUAUUUAAAGCCAGCAUUUAAUGUGAAUAUGCAAAAAUCAGCCAGUGACUUUUCAUUCAGAAUAAUGGAGACUUUACUGGUAAAUGAAUGAAAUGUGACAUGGAUAGAGAUGGAGUGCAGAUCCGUUCUGACCAAUGACUGCAAGAGUUCUUUGAACUUCUGGUUAAAGAUAAAUUCUAGACAAGGGAAACACUCAAGCACGUCCAGUAUUGCUUCCCAAGUUAUAUCUAGCAGUGAAUCAGCAGAUAAUUACUGUUAUUGUAAGCAACAAAUCUUAAUAAUUGAGAAGGAUUUAUUGGCCUAGGUGUUUGAAAUCCAUGAAAUCCAAUUCUGUGCAAAUCAUACUCGAAUAGUGCUAUCAUAUGCAGAGUUAAUGCUUUCUAAUUCCAUUGAAGUCAGUGGGUUUGUAGGUGUGUGACUCUACAUAGAAUGGUACUGUUGACCUUUGAAUUGUUUAUAAAUUAAGUUGAAAAAAAAUCUCUUUGGCUGCAAUCUUUAAAACCGCUUACUCUGAUUUUUUGCCAGUUGUUUGGAACAGGUGACUUAAGAAUUACAAUAAUAGCUGAAAGAUGACAGACCGAUUCACAAUACUUUUUUCGGUAUUCUGUUAAAAGUGGUUGGAUUGUAGUUACUCUUCACCAUUUGGCAGUCACUAAGAAAAUAAAAAUUAAAAAACCCACAGUACUGAUAA
Molecule: messenger RNA, 1117 nt
Organism: Heteronotia binoei (common prickly gecko)
Lineage: Eukaryota; Metazoa; Chordata; Lepidosauria; Squamata; Gekkonidae
Gene: MRPL53
Product: mitochondrial ribosomal protein L53
Exons: 3
Coding region: 76-417 (113 amino acids)
Cellular component (GO): mitochondrial large ribosomal subunit
Source: RefSeq, a predicted model, not a curated record